AUGUCACGAUCACGAAAAAUAUUGGACAUGCUUAUAGUCGAUGGAGAAAAGCCUGAGCUUAAUUCAUCAAUUUCUAAUAUUCCUGCUGUUUAUACAAAGAAAAGUGUAAAAACUGUUAUGAAUGUUGAUGACAACGGCAUGACACAACAAACAUCACCUUUGCCUUCCGGUGCAGAAGAAAUCAGUCAGAAACUAGCUGAUGUAUGGGAAGAAGUUCUGCAUGAAGAUGGUGGGCCCAAUGAAAUCACCUGCGACAGCUCAAUACUGAAUGUCAUGUCUGAUCCGUCUGCUAAUGAUGUUUACAGCAAUCAACCCAGUACGUUUUCCUUGGAAGUGCCUUCUAGUUUCGAAAAUUCACCAUUAAUACAGCUUGAUGAGCUGUUAGAAGUUUCUGACCACAGUUCUACCCCCGGUUAA
Molecule: messenger RNA, 417 nt
Organism: Parnassius apollo (apollo)
Lineage: Eukaryota; Metazoa; Arthropoda; Insecta; Lepidoptera; Papilionidae
Source: the annotation of a GenBank genome assembly